AUGGAGUUAAAGAGUUAAGAAAUAUCAAACAUUAAAUCUAACAAUUUAAAUAUAUAAUGUCCAAACGAAGUUGAAAUUAGAAAACAUAGUUAUUAAACUACAAUAAAAAAUUUCAGAUAAAAAGUAGAACCAAAAGACACUUUUAUAAAUAUUGAAAGAAAUACACUCAACAGCAAUGUAGAACAUUAGAAUCAAAAAAAUUAAAUUAAGAGUAUAUAAAACUAAGAUAUGAUUAAAGACAAUUUAGUAAUAUAUCCGCUCUGCACACCAGUGUUUAACAUAGAAAAAGAUCUAUUAAAUAUGUCUCAGAGUUAGUAGUAAAUGAAUAGAGAUAGCUAAUUUUAGUUGUUCGAUAAGAGAGAUUAGUAAAAAAAAGAUAUAAAAAAUGAUAAUUUGAGCAAGAAUGUCUAAGAUACAAAACCGAACUUGUUUGUUAGUAAAUUGUAAACUGAAAGUAAAUACUAAAGCGAGAAAUUAGAAUUCAGUGAAUAUGGAAUUUUAGAUAGCUCUAGCAUACAAUAAGCUAAGAGAUAAUCUAUUAAAAAAGGAAUUGAAUUUUUAGUUAUAAAAAACAUUAAAAAGUUUAUAUCAAAUAUAAAAAAGAAAUCAAGAAGACUACUUUUCAAGGCAUUGUCUAAGCCAUAAUUUUUAUUGAUUAAUGAUGUCUCUUCAAAUUAUGAUUAUUACUUCGAAAAAGGAUACUUCAAUCUAAGUGUAUAUAUUUAUUUGGCAUUAUGA
Tetrahymena thermophila SB210 is the source of this 738-nucleotide messenger RNA. RefSeq names its product cyclic nucleotide-binding domain protein, putative. The transcript has a single exon. NCBI's taxonomy places the organism in Eukaryota, Ciliophora, Oligohymenophorea, Hymenostomatida, Tetrahymenidae. The record is from RefSeq and is a predicted model, not a curated record.